UCCACGGCGAGGGGCCGGGCUGUGUGGAGCCUCUGCCCGCCACAGUAGGGGCUGGGCGCUGUGCAGCCCUGCCGGCCAUGGUGAGGCGCAGGACGCUGUGGAGCUGGUUCCUGCAGCUCGCCGCGCUGCCGUCGGCGGCGGGCUGGUCAGGUGGGACGCCGCAGCCGUUCAGCAGCUCCUGCUGGAGAGCCGCGGAGCCGCCGCCGUGCAAGGGGUGGAGCGGCACUAUGGAGGAGGAGGAGGAGGAGGAGGAGAAGAAGGGGGACGAGACUCCUCAGGGGCGGCAGCAGCAGCCGGGGAGUUCUUCUGAAAAAGAUAUGGAUAAGAACACAGAUGAAGAGCAGCCUUCAACUGCGUGUAACCAGUACCCUAAAGAAGCAGUGAAGAAACGUCAGAACUCAGGCCGUGGUUCCGGGAGCAGUGAUUCUUCCAGGACCUUCAGGAAAAGCUUCAGGCUGGACUACAGGUUAGAAGAGGAUGUAACUAAAUCAAAGAGAGGCAAAGAUGGGAGAUUUGCCAACCCAUGGCCAACGUGGAAAUCGCCAACCUUGCCGAAUGUUUUGAAAUGGUCCCUCAUGGAAAAAAAUAACAGCAAUGUGCCAGGCUCAGAGGAACUCGAUAAAGAGCUUCCAGUGUUGGAACCUUACUUUGUUCAAAAGCCAGAACUUGCUGGGAAGACAGGAGCUGGUAUGCGAGUCACAUGGCUGGGACAUGCCACAGUUAUGGUGGAAAUGGACGAACUUGUACUUCUUACUGACCCAAUCUUCAGCCAGCGAGCAUCCCCCAGUCAGCUGGUGGGUCCCAAGCGCUUCCGAAGGCCUCCGUGCACAGUGGCACAGCUCCCCAAAAUAGAUGCAGUGUUGAUCAGCCACACCCACUACGAUCACUUGGACUACAACACUGUGACGAGUCUGAACGAACGCUUUGGGAGUGAGCUGCGCUGGUUUGUGCCACUGGGGCUCCUGCAGUGGAUGCAGAGAUGUGGCUGUGAGAAUGUCAUUGAACUGGACUGGUGGGAAGAGAACUGUGUCCCUGGUCAUGAUGCCGUGACUUUUGUCUUCACCCCUUCGCAACACUGGUGCAAAAGGACUGUGAGAGAUGAUAACAAGGUUCUCUGGGGCAGCUGGUCUGUCUUGGGUCCUUGGAAUAGGUUUUUCUUUGCAGGAGAUACCGGAUAUUGUUUAGCUUUUGAACAGAUAGGUAAAAGGUUUGGACCUUUCGAUCUUGCAGCCAUCCCCAUUGGAGCUUAUGAGCCAAGGUGGUUUAUGAAAUACCAGCAUGUGGAUCCUGAAGAAGCAGUAAGAAUCCAUAUUGAUGUUCAAGCAAAGAAGUCAGUAGCAAUUCAUUGGGGGACCUUUGCUUUAGCAAAUGAGUAUUACUUAGAUCCUCCGGCUAAACUGAAUGAAGCUCUUGAAAGAUACGGCUUGAAAAAAGAUGACUUCUUCCUCUUAAACCAUGGAGAAUCACGGGACCUGGGUACAAAUGACAUGUUUGAAAACUGAAACCGUAGCAGUUCCUUGUAAGCCCAGUUUGAUCUGAACUAGCAAUUAAAAGUACAAAUACUAAUAUGAUGUAUUUACACAGUGCAUUUUUUAGAUUGAAUUGGAUUUCUAGGUGCCAGGUUUUAGAACUAAAACUUGCAUACCAAUUUCAUGGUAAGUUUUUCAGUCUCAGCACUAAAGCUUGCAUACCAAUUUCAUGACAAAUUUACUAGUUAUAUCAUUUAUAAAUUUUGAGAGGUCAUCUAAAACUGAUUAAUAUAAAAGGUGUUGUCUGGGAUUAACUUGCAGUUUCAACUCUGAUGUGUACCACUGAUAAAAAUUUUUAUUUUUACACUCUUCAUUUUACCUGCAACAGCAAUAAUAACCUCAGCACAGGACAUAUGCUUAGGAUUAAUGGCUGACUUGAAUUAAUCAUUGUUAGACUGUCAUCUCCCACUUGUUAGUCUUCAGGUUCUGCCCUGUACCUUGAUAGCUUCACUGUAUGUUUUGUGGGGUGGAGUCUUCCAUUACAGCUGUGUUGUUAAAGCACAAGCACAGUACAAUUGUUUUACUGAGUGCUUCUUCGUUUUCAAAUAUCGAUGAACCACAAAAACUGAAUUUUACAGUGAUCAAAGAAAUGUGCCUUUUAAAGAGAGAGAUAAUUUAAUAUUGCACCAUGGAUGUGUAAAACUAACUGCUGGCCAGAGUUAUCUGCACACUUUCAUUGUUUGGUCGAUGUUUUAAGUUAGGUCGAAUGUGUCAAAUGAAGCGCAUGAAAUGGAACAAUCCCUUAAUGGCGCUUGUCUCUGCAUUGACUCAGCCUUUUUCUAAGUUGUUUUUUUUUUUUCUUUUUAAGUGAAAAGUCUGAAGCAAGGGCUGUGGUAUUUUUUCUUAUAGCUUCCCUAUAAUUUUAAAGUUGAAUGAGAGAUUACAACAUUGUUCAGUAUUAUAAAACUUGGCUAAAUGUGUCUGUAUCAAAUUGCCGUGCUAAUUUACAGAAUUAAAGCCUAUUGUUGCCAAUAAAAAGGGUUGUUAUUCUCCUUCAUAAUUCAUUGGCAAAUUGGUUUUUGUUUAUGAUUUGUUUUGGUCUAUGGGAUAUGUUUAUUGGUUGGGUGUUUAUUUUUUUUUUUCCUCUUGCUGUGCAUUACAUUUUAUUCCAUGAAGAUAAAAACAAUUUUUAAAGAAGACACAUUAUUUGAAGACAUGAACUUCUGGCAACUAAUUAAAACCAGCUAAUGAGAUUUCAUGCUAUGAACAAUCUGAAGUAAUCUUUUAACUGUAGACAGUUAUCUCUUUUAGGACUUCCCAAUAUAAAUAUUUUAAGUCUUAUAGAUCUUCAUAUCAACAAAGAACAGCAAAAGGAAGCAAAGAUGAGUUAGUCCAAGUUCAUGCUGAGGAAGGGUUCUGGAAUAGAGAUUACAAUUAUAUGUAGGAAAAAGCAGCUUAUUUGCUUUGGUGGGGUUCAUCUUUGACAAACAUGAAGAUUUCUUUAUUUAAAAAGGUAAUUCUAGUGUCAUGUAGAUGUAUUCACCAGAAUUUGUUCAAAAAGGGGUUUAAAACUACUCUGUUGUUCAGUGUUGAUUUUGGGAGGCUAUUUCAGAUGAAGUCUCUAUUGAGCCUUUUAUUUACACAACAGCUUCGAUUACAAUUUGAGUCAUAUAAUGCAUAUUACAUGUUCAUAAUUUUGUGGAGGACACCAAGCUGCAGGAAUUUUCGACUUCUUUGGAGGACAAGGUUAAAAUUAAGGCUGGUUUUGUUGUAGGUUGGGUUUUUUUCCUGUUUGCAAAAUCAUCAAUAGAUUAUUCUGGAAAAUUAUGUCCUUUAGAAAGAGUGAAACUAAAAUAUAGAAUACCCAGAUAAGCAGCCACAUAGUAGAGAAAUAGUGACUUACACAGAUCAGAGACAUAUUUUGUUUUGAAUCUAUUAAUUCACAACAUUUUUAGGUAGAAUGGUGACUGUUACGUUUUGCUUGGUGUUGAUAAGAUUCCAUCCAGGGUGGGGGGUAGGGAAUAAAAAAAUUAGACAUCCUUGCAUGAAGGCACUUUGGAGAGUCUUGCAUGAUUUUAGAACAUCUCAACAGCAUUGUUCUAUGAAGAAAGCGUUUAAAAAUAGGUCUUUCUAGACCAGAAAAAGACAACUGAGAAAACACUGUAACAACUUUUUGUGUAUUUUUAGAAAAUGUCACUUGUUUCUGUCAGCUGUCAAAGCAAAGGAUAAAAGGUCAACUCUACCAAAAAGAUAUUUAAAAAACUUCUUUUUAAGUUGGAGAACAUGAAAAGGGACAUCUAGACAUCUCUGUUACUCAGCUAAAGUAAACAUACACAUCAGCUAUACCUAGAACAGUCUAAUCUUAAGGUCUCAUCAGGAGAGGAGAGUGGGAUUGGUAAAUUCUUAGUGUCUGGCCUAGCUUUUAUUUUUGUUUGUUAAAUUCAGCAGCAGAACACAUUAAGUCUACAAAAAGUGGCAAAACAUUAAGUGAUUGUAAUGUAACUUGCUUAUUAAAAACUGUACAGUGUUUUAGGAGCAGUGGGAAGGAGAAAGGGAAGUUCACUGUCAAUGCAGCAAUUGUCAAAGUUCUGACUGGGAAUCAUGCCAACUUCUAUUUCUGCCUUGACUGUAUUCCUGGUGAGUUAAAACUACCUAUGUGGUUAAAUUAGAUACAUGUAGCUUUACCCCUGUAUUGAUCAGGGCAUACAUAUGUUGCAGUUUCAAGGUCAUCUUUUUCUUGCAGUUUUAGCUAAUUGCAAAGUCACCUUCUGAAAAUAACAUCUAUUGUAUUACAGAAAGAGAAGAUAGGAAUGUUUUAUUAAGAGCAGAGUGGGUAUAUUAAGUUAGAUGAAGCACCUGGUAACAGUUUAGGUGACACAGUUCUCUUAAAAAUGGUACAAAGUGGAAAACCGAUGCUUUUUUUACUUUCUCUAUAAUACAAGUGUUAGGAAGUUUUUUAGCAGUCUGGUUUGAGAAGUCUUUUCCAGUAUGUUUUCUGUUCAUCAAUGAAACUCCAUUCAGGUUCUUUUACAGUGAUGUUUGUAUGUAUUCCACUUCAUUUUGAAUUAAUGCUCAAUUGAUGACUUAAACUUUAUGGAGGCUAAUUCAGCAAAAGCACUUAUUCCAAUGAUGUUCCAGUUGCAGAAAAAAGGAGUAAAGUUCUCCAAGGAAAGCAGGCUCAAGGGCUGCUACAGAAUAGGAAGCUUUUGUAAAAAUGUGUAUGAUACUGCUUCGUAGACUUUUUUAUAAAGACGAGAAUACUAAAUUGAAGUUGCAGAUAAUGUUUGACUCUUAAUAAAAUAUUUUUAAAAAUA
This is a messenger RNA of Pipra filicauda (Wire-tailed manakin), 4783 nucleotides long. RefSeq names its product N-acyl phosphatidylethanolamine phospholipase D (gene NAPEPLD). The transcript is spliced from 5 exons. Gene Ontology annotation, molecular function: zinc ion binding; N-acylphosphatidylethanolamine-specific phospholipase D activity. Gene Ontology annotation, biological process: N-acylphosphatidylethanolamine metabolic process; N-acylethanolamine metabolic process. Gene Ontology annotation, cellular component: cytoplasm; membrane-bounded organelle. NCBI's taxonomy places the organism in Eukaryota, Metazoa, Chordata, Aves, Passeriformes, Pipridae. The coding region runs from base 78 to 1502 and encodes 474 amino acids. The record is from RefSeq and is a predicted model, not a curated record.